Molecule: messenger RNA, 2275 nt
Organism: Panicum virgatum (switchgrass)
Lineage: Eukaryota; Viridiplantae; Streptophyta; Magnoliopsida; Poales; Poaceae
Product: pentatricopeptide repeat-containing protein At1g31430-like
Exons: 1
Coding region: 29-1663 (544 amino acids)
Biological process (GO): RNA modification
Molecular function (GO): RNA binding; protein binding
Source: RefSeq, a predicted model, not a curated record
UGGUGGAUGUCCCAUCGGCUUUAGCGACAUGUGCCCUUCCGCCUUGGCGCCUCCUACCCACGCGUCCUCUGAGGCUCUGAUGGCGACGGCGUACCACCAUGCCAUGCCGCUGCGCGACUGCAACGUGCUGAUCAGGACCCUGGCCAGGCGCGGCAGCUUCCCGCGCGUCAUGGCGGUGUACUACGACCUCCGCGCGCGCGGCCUCGUCGCCGACAGCUUCACCUACCCGUUCGUGCUCAGGGCGAUCGGCGUGAUGAAGCUACCCGUCGAGGGUCGCAAGGCGCACGCGGCCGCCGUGAAGACCGGGUUCCGGUGGGACGCGUACACUGCGAGCUCGCUGGUUGACAUGUACACGAUGCUGGGCCGCGCAGAUGUCGCGCGGAAGGUGUUCGACGAAAUGCCGCAGAGGUUCCUGGUGCUGUGGAAUAUGAUGAUCAGGUGCUACAUCAGGUGCGGCCGCUUCAAAGCAGCAGUUGCGUUGGCUGAGGAGAUGGAGAGAAGCGGUGCCACACCUGACAGGGUCACCUUGGUGACUGCCGUGACCGCUUGCUCCAGGGCAGGAGACCUGAGCUUGGGAAGGAGGAUCCACUCAUACAUGGAUGCAGUCUUUGGAUUCAGCCUCCCAGUUGCAAAUGCGCUUCUGGACAUGUAUAUGAAGAACAGGUGCUUGGAAGAGGCAGUGAAGAUGUUCGAGCAAAUGCCGGAGAGGAACAUCAUUUCUUGGACUAUACUCGUGUCGGGAUACGCCUUUGCUGGUCAGCUGGACAAGGCAAGAGCACUCUUCUAUCAAUGCACGGAGAAGGAUCUAAUUCUGUGGACUGCAAUGAUCAACGCUUGUGUGCAACAUGGGAACUUUGAGGAGGCAUUUGCAUUGUUCCGAGACAUGUGGUUGCAACAGGUGGAACCGGACCGGUUCACUGUUGUCACUCUCCUGACAUGCUGUGCCAAUAUCGGCGCUCUAGAUCAAGGUGAAUGGAUCCAUCAGUAUGCUGAGGGUAGGAAGAUGAAGAUUGAUGCAGUUCUCGGCACAGCAUUGAUUGAGAUGUACUCGAAGUGUGGGCAUGUUGACAAGGCACUGCGUGUCUUUGGGCGAAUGCAGGGCAGGGACGCUGCUGCCUGGACUGCCAUCAUCUGUGGCCUGGCCACACAUGGGCAGGCCAGUAGAGCUCUUGAAUUGUUUGAGGAGAUGCAGAUAAACAAAGUGAAGCCUGAUGGUAUUACGUUCAUUGGGGUACUGAGUGCCUGUUGCCAUGGUGGCUUGGUUGAUGAUGGACGCAAGCAUUUCCAAGCCAUGAAACAAGUAUAUCGGAUAGAACCGAGAAUCGAACACUAUAGUUGCUUUGUCAAUCUUCUAGGCCGUGCCGGAGUACUAGAUGAAGCCGAGAGGUUGAUCAAUGACAUGCCUGUAAACAAGGACACUAUGCCACUGUUUGGUGCCCUCCUCACAGCUUGCAAGGCUCAUGCCAAUGUUGAGAUGAGCGAAAGGCUGGCCAAACGAAUUGCCGAGCAAGAUUCCCCAAACCCUGGUGUCAAUGUCCUCAUGUCUAAUGUGUAUGCAACAGCAAGUCGAUGGGAGGAAGCAAUAAGAGUAAGGAGCAAGAUGGCGCACCCCACUGUCAAGAAGACUGCAGGGUGCAGCACGAUUGAGGUAAAAGGAUGCUGACGAUGGAACCAAUACUGGGAUAUAUCUAAUGUUGGUUAAGCAUUCAUCGCGAUCAAUUAAUCACAACAUGCUUGAUCAUAUAGUCAAAGAAAUUUAACUCAGUAACAAUUUUAACCAAUUUAGUGGUCAGCCUGGUUUGUCUCCCAAAGCUAUCAAACCAAAAUGACCAUAGCACUGUAGAUAUUGAAGUGCCCAGAGUUCUCUUGGACGAAAAGUAAAGAGUACUAGACCUGACGACUCACAAAGUAGGAUCAGAGGUCUACUUCUCGCAAAAAAAAAAGGAUCAGGUUUCUACUAGAAACAGAGGAGAGCAGAAUUUAAUUGGGGAGAGCAGUUUAUGAGCAUUUUAGGGCCUUCUGCAAUUAGUUAACUGAAGGAACUUCAAAAAAAAAAAAGUUAACUGAAGGAACAUCAGAAGACAGCUGUAUCGAUUGCAGCAUAGUCCACAGCAAAGCACGGUGUAUGUUAUCAUAGUCAUUAGAUCCUGUUCUGUAAUAUUUUUUUUAUUUUGCUUGAAGCAGUUUAUCGUGGCAAAAUGCAUGGCAUUUUGAGAAAGGUGCAAAGUAAACCUCACACAUGUGCAAGGAAAUUGGCAUGCCAAGUUAUAUGCUA